AUGGGAAUAGUCUUCACGCGGCUGUUCUCGUCAUUGUUUGGAAACAAAGAAGCUCGGAUCCUCGUUCUAGGGCUUGACAAUGCCGGAAAAACCACCAUUCUUUAUCGACUUCAGAUGGGUGAGGUAGUAUCCACCAUUCCAACAAUUGGGUUCAAUGUUGAGACUGUGCAAUACAACAACAUAAAGUUUCAAGUUUGGGAUCUAGGUGGACAGACUAGUAUCCGGCCAUAUUGGAGAUGCUAUUUUCCCAAUACCCAGGCCAUUAUAUAUGUUGUUGAUUCAAGUGAUACAGAUAGGUUGGUGAUUGCUAAAGAAGAGUUUCAUGCAAUAUUGGAGGAGGAGGAGCUAAAAGGUGCUGUGGUUCUCUUAUUUGCUAACAAACAGGAUCUUCCUGGAGCACUCGAUGAUGCUUCGAUAACUGAGGCCUUAGAGUUGCACAAGAUUAAGAACCGACAAUGGUCUAUUUUCAAAACUUCUGCCAUCAAAGGAGAAGGCCUCUUUGAGGGCUUGGACUGGUUGAGUAAUACGCUUAAAUCUGGAGGUGGCUAG
Molecule: messenger RNA, 549 nt
Organism: Striga hermonthica
Lineage: Eukaryota; Viridiplantae; Streptophyta; Magnoliopsida; Lamiales; Orobanchaceae
Source: the annotation of a GenBank genome assembly